AUGGAGUCCUGCAGCUACUACGAGCACGAUGCAGCAACAAUAAUGCCGAUACUCGUUUCCCAAUUGCCGUAUUCCACAACUCUCCUCCGACGCAUCCAACACGGCAUCGCCUACCCAUCAGCGACCGCCAAGGUCUUAGCAACCUUCCCAGCCGGCACAACCCCUGACCCUAAAAAACCGUGGCUGGCUGCGCGGGUGGAUCUCUUUCUCGGCCGCGAGACCCAGAUGCAAAUCUACUCCAGCCUUGAAGCGGAGACGUCAAUGAUCGACGCUGUCAGCCAUGCCCAAAUUAACCCAGCGACACCGGAAUCAAGUUCAAGUUCCAAUUCCAUUGUUUACACCCUCUCAGCUCCCCCUCCCGUCCUAGACCUGGCCCGCGCGCAACUAUUGGCCCUACUUUCUCACGUCAAAACCCACUUCCUGCCACCGUACCUGUCAUCUCUGUCCUCGAGCCGAGAUCCGACUUCAGCUGCGCCAGUCGAUCCGGACAAUGCAGGUUCAGACUCUCGCGUGGCUUCGGCAAUCUCUGACAAUGCCAAUAAUAACAAUGGCAUACCCCUGAUCCCCGCGCCUGACCCACAAGCCUUCCUAAUCGGAAGCCUUCAUACAGGUCUCUUCGCGCUACUACAGCGAUCGGGCAAAUACACAGCUGGUGAUUCGCUACCCAAUAUCCGGGUCCAUCGCUUCGACAAUCCACCCUACCACAAGUACUUUUUCCGAAGAUCCGAGUUUGCUCCCACGGAAGGGUCUGGCAGUCCGGCUGAUGAUGAUCUUUUUGCUGAUCUUUCCCUGCCGCCUGGUUAUCGGUUCCGAAAUCGUCGUGGUAGGGUGGGCAUUCUUGAUGUGCAUUUAGAUCUUGUGCAGAGUCGGACGCAUAUCCCCCGUUCUAAGAGGCAGCUUUCUUCUAUGCCUGGUAUGGCGCUUUAUUGCGAUGACUCUAUAGAUAAUGAGGGCGAGAGUGGGAGUGGUGAUGGGAAUGAUGAUGAGAUGCCUAUUGCGUGGGGUUUUCUUGGUGUUGAUGGAGCGUUGGCUACGCUGCAUGUUGAACCUGAGCAUCGUGGGAAGGGUCUUGCGCUUCUUUUGUCUAAGGCGAUUAUGCGUAGGGGUAUGGCUACUGAUGGGAUCUUUGGUGCUGGGACUAUUCAGUCUGGGGAUGCUGUACUUCGUGAGCGGGUUGGGGAAUGGACGCAUACCGAGGUGGCUGGGUAUAAUAUGGCCAGUCGGAGGGUUAUGGAAAAGAUUGGGGGUACAGUGUUGACGACUGUUACUUGGUCUGUUAUUGAGCUCUCUAGCUGA
Molecule: messenger RNA, 1296 nt
Organism: Penicillium antarcticum
Lineage: Eukaryota; Fungi; Ascomycota; Eurotiomycetes; Eurotiales; Aspergillaceae
Exons: 1
Coding region: 1-1296 (431 amino acids)
Source: RefSeq, a predicted model, not a curated record